Molecule: messenger RNA, 2049 nt
Organism: Grosmannia clavigera kw1407
Lineage: Eukaryota; Fungi; Ascomycota; Sordariomycetes; Ophiostomatales; Ophiostomataceae
Exons: 2
Coding region: 1-2049 (682 amino acids)
Cellular component (GO): nucleus
Source: RefSeq, a predicted model, not a curated record
AUGGGCGGCCGGCAAAUAGUCAGAGAUAGCGAUGACGAAGACGAAGACGAUUUUCCGUCACGAUUCCCACCGUCAUCAAGAAGAGCGUCGCAAGGACAUCCCGAGGCAAAACCAAAUGCACCUAAAGGUCCGAAGAGCACGGCCGUUCGCCGCAGAAAGCUUGGCGCCGUCGAGAACGACAACGCGCUGCUGCUUCCGUGGAGUGUCGACAACGACAACGUCAAGAAAGGCAAAGCCCGCGAGCCGAUAAAGGCUGAGAGAAGACCAAGACAGCAAGUAGAAGUCAGGACGAGAAGAACCAGACGAGUCUCGGAGCUACCUGCAGAUGACGCCGGCGAGAUAUCGACCGAGGAGGCUACAGUACUGGAGGAUAUCGCACUGGGUGGCGACGAAGCCAGCGAUGCCGAAGAGGAGGGCAAGGAUGAUGAAGACGAAGACGAAGACGAAGACGAAGACGAAGACGAAGACGAAGACGAAGACGAAGACGAAGACGAAGACGAUUCUUCCGAGUUUCAUGAAAUAUCAGGGGACGACCUUUUAAGCGACGACUCGGUUGACGAUUUCUUCCCAUCCCCAGCCAAGAAAAAACCCAUUCUACGUCCCCCAAGAGAGCCCAAUGCCCGGAAAAAGAGCAAGGAGCCCACUCCGCCUGCUUUGGAGGAAAAGCAGGUCGCCGAGUCAUUUCUAGAGGAGCCGAGCUCUGUGUUCUUCUCUGCCGACGAGCCAUUCAGUGACGCCCUUGAAAGACCCAUGACCGAGCUCAGCUUAGACAUCCGGUCCAGACCGGCCAAGGAGUUUUCGAAGCCAGCUCGCUCUUCGCAGACCGCCCGAUCGUCAACACCGCCGCCUUCACCCCCACAAACAGAGCUGUCUCGAGGCCUUGUCUCGCCGACAAAGAAGCUUCCGCGCAUCCCCAAGACCCCUCACAGGCCCAGUACGGAUGCUUUUUGGGACCAGCAGCUGACCAACGACUGGAACCAAGAGCACUCGCCGCGUAAGCUCCUAUUCCAGCCCGCUGGCGAGAAGACGGGCACCACCAGUGUCACCACGGCCCCAUCGCCGAAGAAGGCCAGCAGCACCAGCACCGCAGCCCGAGAGAGAGAGGCGAAGAAGACGUUCCAAAAGGCGAAGCACGAGACUGCAGAGAAGUUCCUGGCCGAGCUGGACAGCACCAUCACCAACGGCGAGCUCGGACGGCUUGCAGCCACGACGGGGGGCGUCCGCAUCGUGUGGACCAACAAGCUCAACACGACCGCAGGACGGGCAAACUGGCGACGGGAGACGCUGCGGCCGAGGCAGACAAAAACGGUCGACGGCGAUGCUGGCGCCUGCACCGAUGCCGCAGACUCGACCGCAGCCGUGCGGAUUAUGCACCACGCAUCCAUCGAGCUGGCCGAAAAGGUCAUUGACGACGAAAACCGACUGCUCAACGUGCUCGCACACGAGUUCUGCCACCUGGCCAACUUUAUGGUCAGCGGCGUGACAGGGAAUCCGCACGGGCGAGAGUUCAAGGCCUGGGCAGCCCAGUGCUCGCGGCACUUUGGGGCGCGUGGCAUCCAGGUGACGACCAAGCACACCUACGAGAUCGACUUCCGCUACGUGUGGACGUGCGAGGAGUGCGCCACGCAGUUCAAGCGCCACUCCAAGAGUAUCGACCCGACACGCCAUCGCUGCGGCGCCUGUCGCGGCGAGUUGCGGCAGACGAAGCCGGUGCCACGGGGUGGUGCCAGCAGCAGUCGGGCUGGUGCCGAAAUAAAGACUGGUGCCGGUGGAGGUGCCGUUCCGAAAGGCCCGCCGGCACCGUCUGCAUACCAGUUGUUCAUGAAGGAAAAUAUGGCGGUGUUGCGGCGUGAGAACCCAGGCAGCCCGCAGAAGAUGAUCAUGAAGCUCGUCGCCGAGCGCUGGACUCGUGCAAAGGAGGAGAAGCAGUCUGCUGGCGCAAAAGGUGCCGCAUCAGACAAGACGGCCACGGCCACAGUGACAGGCAAAGACGUUGACGCGGGCGUAACCCGUCUGCACAGCGCCUUUGUAGACCUGACGCUGAAGUAG